GUGGGCUUCUCUCCUGGACUACAGCGCUACAACGUGCUUGAACAGCGCUCAGGAGCAGGGACAGAGCUUCUCCUCAAGACAUCACUCCUCCUCAGAGGCAUUCAGCUGAGGGCUCCCAGCGCCAAUUGCACCCCCGCCUCCCAGCCACUCUCCCCACCCCCCGCCUGGUUUCUGCACGCAAACAAAGGCUCCCAGCACCAAUCAGAGCCCCGCUUCCCAGCCUGGGACUCCCUCUGGUUGAGUGUAGAAGCUAGGCCGCGGGAGUGUCUGGGAGUCUCAGCUACCCCCGUCCCCACCAGGUUUUUGCACGCUACCACAGGCUUCCAGCCCCAAUCGCAGCUCUGCCUCCCAGCCACUCCUCUGCCCCUGCCAGGCUUCCGUCCAGCACCUGGCCAGAAAAACAAAAUAUCGGGCAUUGCACAUGUCUAGUAUUUUCUGAAUUUUUUUUACCAGACAGAGGACACAAAAACCAGAUUGGUAGAAUAGCGGACACCUGGCAACCCUACAUGGGGGUGUCUUUUGAGCUACCCGCUUCAUGUGCCAAAAUGUUGUGGGCCAGCCCUGGAGUGCAGGAGUCUGGGAAGAGGACAUGAGGAGAGAGCUCGGGCCUGGGAGUGUAGCCACUGUGCACCUAAGGAAACAAAAGCAUCAGCUAUUGUAUACAAUAGGCCAGGGUCUGUGACCUGAUCUAAGACUGAAAGCAUGUGCAGGUUGGUGAUGGUGGGAGAUUAGUCCCCGUUCCUAGCCUCAGUGAAGCUGACAAAUACCAACCUCUGAGUCUUGUUAUAAAGAAGAAAAAGUGUUUUCUUUCAAGAAAAUCUAAAUUUGCUUCAACACCUUUCACUUUAAAAGACAUUCUUCAGGGAGAGAAAGAAAUUUCAGCAGGUGUUUCAUCCUAUCAGCUAUUGAAUUAUGAAGACAAAUCAGAUGUUUCACUCUAUGGUAGACGAGGAAAUCAGAUAAUGAGUGAUGUUGGGGUCAAUAUGGCUGGAUCAGAUUCUAUUGCAGUAAAAGCAUCAUUUGGCAUAGUGACCAAACAUGAGGUUGAAGUACCAACAUUACUUAAAGAACUUACUAGUAGAAAAAUUAACUUUGAUCACUGCCUAGUCCGACAAUCAAGAGAAAGUAGGAAAGAGGUUCUGUGUGUGGUCAUGGAAAGUAUUAGAACAACGCGGCAAUGCUCAUUAUCUGUGCAUGCUGGUAUGCGCGGGGAAACAAUGAGGUUUCAUAUUAUUGAGGACCAAAAUCACAAGGGACGAGACAAAGCUAUUGUUUUUCCAGCUCAUACAACUAUUGCAUUUAGUGUAUUUGAACUUUAUAUUCAUUUAGAUGGUAAUUUUGAGCUCUGUGUCACUCCAAUUUCAAAAGGAGGUUUUGAAAAAGAGCAAUCUGGAUCAUUUUCAUUGAGCAAAUUAAGGAGGAAUCUGUUCCGCCGAAAUAAAAGGGUAAUGGAUAUCAUUGCUAAUUCAGAUGCUUACUUGGAGGACCUAUUUACAGACUAUUAUGAAAAAGCUACAAGCAUGACUGAUAUCUCUACAAGCUAUCUCAGAGAAGGGUCUCAUAUCCGGGUUAAUUUACUUAAUAAUAACAUCCCCAAAGGUCCUUGUGCCCUUUGUGGAAUGGGAAAUUCUAAAAGAGAAACAGUCUAUGGAUGUCUGGAGUGUUCUUUUAAUGGACAAAAGUAUGUACGACUGCAUGCUGUGCCCUGCUUUGAUGUUUGGCACAAGAGAGUGAAAUAAAUAAUCUAUGAGCUUGCCUAUUGUUAUGGACUUCAGUGUAACCGUGCCACAAAUUUUCCAAAACUAUUCAAUUUUGACAGUUAAAAUGCAGCAGACAUUAAAAGUGCAAAAUAUUUGAUUAUGCUGGUAUUUCCUUUUUGUAUUGUAAAGUGAUUCUUUUAUAAGGAUUAUUGUAUUACCUAAGUCCAGAAAUGCCCCAUAUUUGUGGCACUUUCUCAUUUUAUCGUUCAUGGUAAGCAAUCUAAACAUGUUGAAACUGAAUGUCGAAGUAGCAAUCUUUAUCAGCCUAUAGUUUGUAAUGUACUAUAAAAGCUUCUUAUGCACAUUUGGUUUUUUAUGAUAUUUUGUCUUAACUACAUCAGAGUAUGCUGGUAAAAUGAGAAAAUGUGUUAAUAAUUUAGUGCUGUCAUGAAUGUUUAAUUGAAGUAUCAGA
Molecule: messenger RNA, 2172 nt
Organism: Pelodiscus sinensis (Chinese soft-shelled turtle)
Lineage: Eukaryota; Metazoa; Chordata; Testudines; Trionychidae
Source: RefSeq, a predicted model, not a curated record